Messenger RNA from Cimex lectularius (bed bug), 682 nucleotides. RefSeq names its product probable phospholipid hydroperoxide glutathione peroxidase. The coding region runs from base 171 to 680 and encodes 169 amino acids. Gene Ontology annotation, molecular function: glutathione peroxidase activity. The transcript is spliced from 7 exons. Gene Ontology annotation, biological process: response to oxidative stress. NCBI's taxonomy places the organism in Eukaryota, Metazoa, Arthropoda, Insecta, Hemiptera, Cimicidae. The record is from RefSeq and is a predicted model, not a curated record.
CGAUGGUCGCCGCUCGUCGCAGUAGUACACCAGCGGACUGUUGACGACUGACAGUUUACACUCAUCUGCAUCAACCAGCAUCAUCGUGAAGUGGAAUUUCAUCCCUGACGGAGCAUAACGACCGACUAACGAAUCAAGGAUAACAAGAGGACCGGCGCUUUCAGAUAAAAAUGAGUGACACAAAGACGGUGUACGAUUUUGAAGUACGUGACAUCAAUGGGGAGUUCGUGUCUAUGGAAAAGUACAAGGGCCAUGUCUUGCUAGUUGUGAAUGUUGCUUCCUUGUGUGGUUUGACAGCUACUAAUUACAAAGAGCUAGUCGAACUGGAUGACAAUUACAGAGAUAAGGGUUUAAAAAUCCUUGCAUUCCCCUGCAAUCAAUUUUCCGACCAAGAGCCUGGAUCUUCAGAGGAGAUCAUGUGUUUCGCAAAAUCAAAGAAUGCUACCUUUGAUUUCUUUGAAAAAAUGGAUGUCAAUGGAAAGAAUGUAUCACCACUGUGGGAAUACUUAAAAUCGAAGAAAGGAGGGUUUAUUACCAACUCGAUAAAAUGGAACUUUACAAAGUUUAUUGUUAACCACAAAGGAAUUCCUGUGGAAAGGCAUGGACCCAUGACUGCACCAUCAAAACUGAAGUCAUCCAUUGAAAAAUAUAUACGUGAAAAGGAAGCGGCUGGAGUGUAGCG